This is a messenger RNA of Diospyros lotus (date-plum), 915 nucleotides long. RefSeq lists its product as uncharacterized. Bases 36 to 737 code for a protein of 233 amino acids. The transcript has a single exon. The record is from RefSeq and is a predicted model, not a curated record. NCBI's taxonomy places the organism in Eukaryota, Viridiplantae, Streptophyta, Magnoliopsida, Ericales, Ebenaceae. Gene Ontology annotation, molecular function: zinc ion binding; ubiquitin protein ligase activity.
AAUCCAAACGGUCACAACCACCGCCGGCGCAAUUAAUGGAGUCAACCGCCUCCAACUCACCCCCGCCGCCGCCGCCGCCGCCUCCCACUUCGCCCACCAUCACCCCGCAGGUGGCCGACAGGAUAAUCCGUGCCAUCCACCACCGUCUCCUCCUCCUCCACCGGGGUGGCUCGGAGUUCUUCGUCCUCGGCGUCACUGGAAACGUCUACACGGUGAGUCUCUCCGCCGCCCCCUCAUGCACCUGCCCCGACCCCACCACCCCAUGCAAGCACAUCCUCUUCGUCCUGAUCCGCGUCCUGGGCGUCUCCCUCGACGAUGCGUGUCUCCGGCGACGGACUCUCCGGCCGUGCCAGCUGAACCGCCUGCUUGCCACCCCUUCGUCGCCGGAAACACUGGCCGAUGCCUACGUUCGAGAGAGGUUUCACCAGCUCUUCUCCCAGGCGCGGCGAGGGAGCAAUUUACGGCCGCCGGUUGAGAUAGAAGAAGGGAGUGCUUGCCCGGUUUGUCUGGAUGAGUUUGGAAGCGGAGAGGCGGUGGUGGCGUGUGGGACUUGCCGGAACCCUAUUCACGAGCCCUGCUUGCAGACGUGGAAACGGAGUAGCCGGCGGAGAUCGGCGACUUGUGUGAUAUGUAGAGCGAGGUGGAGGAACUGGUCUGACCGAGACUCUUACCUGAACCUGUCGGCUUAUGUUGGGGAAGAUGAAAUGGGCCGUGGGAGCGGUAUGUGCGCAAACUAGCUAGCUAUGUCGCCGAUCGGGGCCAGAAUCAUGCACCUUUGUGGGAUAAUUCAUUUGUAAAUGCAUGCAUAAUAAACAUAGUUUUUAGAGUUACAGUUAGCAUUGCUUUGUUCAUUCGUAAAUAUAUCAAUAUCUGCCUCCAAUAGGAGGCCCGACCACGGUUUGGGUUGAAUCGGAA